AUGGCUUCUAACAGCGUAUGGCGCGUUGGAGAAUUCGGCAGCAGGCCUGUACGAGUGGCUAAUUGUUCCGGUUACCAUGGAGAUCCCGCUAGUGAGAUGUACAAGCAGGCUACAUUGGGUAAUGUAGACUUUAUAACUGGCGACUACCUCGCUGAGGUGAACAUGGCAAAUGAUGCGGAAGCAUAUGUGAAAGGACAACAUCCAGGUUACGAGGCUACUGCAUUGAAGGGUUUUGAACUUUCGAUCGAUGCUAUCGCAGACAAGCGUAUCAAAGUCGCCAUCAAUGGUGGAGCCCUUAAUCCUGAAGGUCUCGCUGUGAAAGUAGCAGCUUUGGUUGCCGAAAAUGGUUAUGAUCUCAAGGUAGCCUAUGUUUCCGGCGAUAACGUGCUUCCCAAGGUCGACAAACACAUGCCGCAAAACCGAGAAAACGCGUUGGCUCAUCUUGAUUCUCUGAAUGACCAUGUCACCCUCACUCCUGAGACUUACAUGUUCGCCAAAGGUGGCGAUGAACCUCGGGAAAUAGUGUCUGCCAAUGCUUAUCUCGGUGCCCACGCCAUAUAUGAAGCAUUUCAACAGGGUGCCGACAUCAUCAUAUGCGGCCGAGCUUCUGAUGCCAGCCCCGCCAUCGCCUGCGCAUGGUACUGGUGGAGAUAUGCGCUACUUUGGUAG
Fusarium coffeatum is the source of this 669-nucleotide messenger RNA. RefSeq lists its product as uncharacterized. The coding region runs from base 1 to 669 and encodes 222 amino acids. The transcript is spliced from 4 exons. Lineage: Eukaryota; Fungi; Ascomycota; Sordariomycetes; Hypocreales; Nectriaceae. The record is from RefSeq and is a predicted model, not a curated record.